Messenger RNA from Ramularia collo-cygni, 471 nucleotides. Its product is annotated as related to integral membrane protein. NCBI's taxonomy places the organism in Eukaryota, Fungi, Ascomycota, Dothideomycetes, Mycosphaerellales, Mycosphaerellaceae. The coding region runs from base 1 to 471 and encodes 156 amino acids. The transcript is spliced from 4 exons. The record is from RefSeq and is a predicted model, not a curated record.
AUGGAUCCCGAUACUCCUUCACAACCAAUUUCUUCACCUUCAAUAUGGCGCUGGGUUGUGGGCUUCCUCAUGGUCGGAGCAUGCUGGGGACUCACCACUCCGUUCAUGAGAAAAGCUGCCGUUGCCAGGGACAAGCAGCCACAAGUAACACGGCCAUACUUGACGAGUCCCAACACGCCCUGGAUAAAGAAGAAAUUUUGGGGAGUGCUAUACGCUGUCAUUGAUUUGCUGAAGAAUCCGAGCUACGCUAUACCAUUGCUUUUGAACGUCACCGGCAGCGUCUGGUUCUUCCUCUUGAUUGGUCAAGCUGAAUUGAGUCUAACGGUACCGAUCACGAAUUCUCUAGCAUUCUUAUUCACCGUGCUGGGGGAGUGGUGGGCGGAUGGUAAGGUUAUAUCGAAAGACACCUGGUUAGGCAUGGGAUUUGUCUUAGGAGGCAUUGCGCUUUGUGUACAUUCUAAGACAAGGUAG